GACAUCAUUUAGUGUAAUUUAUGUUGUUUAUAUAAAACGUAGGAGACACGCAAAUCAAGCUCUGUGAUGUUCGAGAUCCUCUAUAAAGAUGUCGAGAUUUUCCAUAUGUUUUGUGAUCUUAGGUCUGACUGGAGUAACUCAACAAAUAUCAUCAAAAGUUGAUUUUGCGGAAGAAGAAUCAACGGCUGUUGAGAAAAGUUCCGACACCGAUGAGGACGUUGAAGUAAAGCACACUAUCGUCGUUUCAACGAAACUCAAAAACAAUAACAGAAGGGGUCUGCACACAGACGGUGAUGCGGGUGUUCUUACAUACAAAUUCGGCAAUAAAAAUGCUAAUGAUGAGGACAGUGGUGAAGUUCCCAUAGUUAAAGCAUUCAAAUCAGUUGAGUCGACUCAGAUAAGAACGCCUGAUUCUCGUCUCAAGCCCGCUACAUAUACUUACCCGGAAAUCGUUCUCCGUAAUAGAAAUUUACGUGACGAAUUUGAUUUAUAUCCAAAUAUAGCCACAAAUUCGAUGCAAUGGAAACCUUCAUCAUACUUUAAUAAUAUAAACUGGUGGAAUCAAGAUAAUUCCGAUUUCGGCAGUCACAUCCGAAGGAGUAGACCUGAUUACCAAAAAUUUAAUAGACGAGUAAAUGAUGAUGGUGUUCGAGAAUUUUAUUGCAGAAAAUGUAGAGAAAUGAAUGGUCUCAGAGGAUGCGUUCAACCGAAAACGAACUCUUUCUUACAUGAAAGUACGACUCCAAAAAUUAAAAUUGACGGAAAAUUAACAAAAUUAAAUUGAAUAUGUAC
This is a messenger RNA of Nymphalis io (European peacock), 792 nucleotides long. RefSeq lists its product as uncharacterized. The transcript has 3 exons. The coding region runs from base 89 to 784 and encodes 231 amino acids. The record is from RefSeq and is a predicted model, not a curated record. NCBI's taxonomy places the organism in Eukaryota, Metazoa, Arthropoda, Insecta, Lepidoptera, Nymphalidae.